AUGGAGUGGGCUCAUCAUGGGAUAUUUUUUAGGGAGGAAUUGAUAGAAUUGAUGUGUGAAGGAUUAGGUGUGAGACCAGGAAAACUCAAAGAAUUGAGAUGUACUGAAUCAAGGAUACUUUUAGGUCAAUUUUACCCGUAUUGUCCACAACCUGAUCUGACGGCUGGAAUUGUUCCUCAUACUGAUCAUACUCUGUUGACGGUGAUGGUUCAAGAUCAAAUCGGUGGGUUGCAAGUUAAGCGUGAAAAUAAGUGGGUCAAUGUUGUGCCAGUUGAAGGAGCUGUUACAAUCAACAUAAUCUCAAAUGAUAAAUACAAGAAUGUGGAACAUCGGGUAUUGGCUAACCGGUCGAUGGAGUCGAGGAUUUCUGUGCCGUUGUUGUUCCACCCAGCAGGUGUAAGCAAUGUAGAUGAUGACUCGAGUUAUUAUGGCCCCUUGCCGGAGCUCUUAUCGGCUGAAACCCCACCUUGUUACAAGGAUUUCACGUUGGCAGAGUUUUGGAAGCAAAGUCAGAGUAAAGCCAUAUGCUCGAAAAAUUUGACAAGUGCUUUUAGCACUGCAAGGGAUGAUGAAAAUUUAAGUUGA
Molecule: messenger RNA, 585 nt
Organism: Papaver somniferum (opium poppy)
Lineage: Eukaryota; Viridiplantae; Streptophyta; Magnoliopsida; Ranunculales; Papaveraceae
Product: 1-aminocyclopropane-1-carboxylate oxidase homolog 5-like
Exons: 2
Coding region: 1-585 (194 amino acids)
Source: RefSeq, a predicted model, not a curated record